Molecule: messenger RNA, 4709 nt
Organism: Branchiostoma belcheri (Belcher's lancelet)
Lineage: Eukaryota; Metazoa; Chordata; Leptocardii; Amphioxiformes; Branchiostomatidae
Product: slit homolog 2 protein-like
Exons: 1
Coding region: 152-3397 (1081 amino acids)
Molecular function (GO): protein binding
Source: RefSeq, a predicted model, not a curated record
UUGUCAUAGUCUUGUUGGAAGAUUUCAGUCAAAAUCUUCCUCUGAAUGUGAACUUGAAUCAUGUUUUUUCUCACUCUGUAGGGUACUGGGCAGCAGUGCAGACAAAAAAGCAAAGAAACACAGGCCUUAGGCCUCCCACACAACUGCAACAAUGUGGAAGAUCGCCAGGUUCAUUCUGCUUGUAGCUGUGCAGGUGGGUGUGGCUCAGGGUCAGCCAGGCUGCCCUCAAAGCUGCUUCUGUUAUCCCAAUUACAUCGCGUACUGUCGUAACCUGGACGCCAUGCCCGUCGGCCUGAGUCCACGUACAAGAGGUCUCCUCGUCGCAGACAGUACCUUCACGACCCUUCCAAAGAACGCCUUCAUGGGGCUUCCGUACCUCGUAGAGCUGAAUAUUACAGAGACCCUUCUAGCAAGUAUCCACCCAGAUGCCUUCAAUGGGUUGAAGAAACUUGAAGUGCUGGACCUUUCAAACAACAAGCUCAAAACCUUUCCUGGAGCAGCCAUGGCCAAACUUGGGAAAAAACUGAAGUCUCUAAACCUGGGUGGUAACUGGCUAGCAGGAAGUCUUACAGCCGACUCCUUUAAAGGCUUGGAGGCUCUUGAGGGGCUCUAUCUGUAUAAUACCAACUUUACCACAAUUGAAGAAGGGCUAUUUGCAAGUCUGAAGAAACUUACCGUACUGGAUCUCUCCAAAAACAACUUCGAGGCUCUUCCCGAGGGAGCAAUCAAGGGACUUGACAACUUGAAGGAAAUCGUCAUGUUUGGAAACCCUUUUACCUGCGACAAAGAUGCAUCUUGGCUUAGCGGCUGGAUCGAGAAGAACCCACCUGAGAUCGGAGCUGGUCCCACCUGUAUGGAUCCUCCACGCUUUGCUGGUUAUGCUGCAGCUGCCCUUUCAAGUGAAGUACUUUCAGCAGAGUAUGAAAUGAAACUGAUAGACUGCAAUGUUGAACCAACACCACCACCAGAUACUCCACCAGGGGAGGACCGCCCUCCUCCUCCUGUCCAGGCAGCCAGUAUCAAAGGCCUCGUCUGGAAAUGCCCAUCCACCUACGUCCUCAAAGCUGGUCAGUUCGAAGAGUACACUGACCUUGAGGAGCUGGACAUCAGUGGAAAUGGCAUUAUCGACAUUGAACCUGGAGCCUUCAGUUCUCUCAACAAGCUGAAGGUUCUCUACCUGAGCGAAAAUUCCAUCAAACGAAUCAAACCAGCAGUGAUGAACGAUCUGAAGAGUGUUGAAGUCUUGGACGUGUCUGGAAACAAAAUGUCCUACCUUCCUGCAGAUAUCAAAGAGCGGUUACCAAAGAUAAAGUUCAUCGUUGGCUACAACAAUCCAUGGUCCUGCGAUUGCAACCUGGCUGCCAACAUGGACUUGAUUGCACACUACUUCCAUGAAAUCCCUGCCAUCUGUGCUGCUCCUCAAGAGUUGGAGGGUCGGGAAGUGCGAGAAGUUCCUGAAGAGGCAAUGACCUGCACCCCUCCAGUCAUCACCUACAUUGAUGAAUACGUGACAGUGAAGGAGGGCGGGGACGCUUUCCUGAACUGUGAGAUAGCUGGCCUUCCUGUUCCACCUGCACAGUGGAAGACACCUGACGGUAAGAUUGUCACCAUUGACGAACCAGUUGGAAACAAGGAGGUUCUCGAUAACGGGACCCUUUGGAUCAAGAAUGCUGUGGCUGAUGAUGGUGGUAACUACGUCUGCAUUGCUGACAAUGGAGGUGGAAUAGAUAUGGCAAAUGCCACAUUGCGAGUCUGUCCCAGAGUUUGUCGCUGCCUGGACAUUUUGACAGUCCACUGCUUCGAAGCUGACAUUUCGAAGAUUCCGGCUGAUACACGUUUGUUCUUAAUGCUGGGCACUGACCUAACUGAGGUGAAAAAGGACUUGUUCAAAGAUUUGAAGGACUUAGAGGAACUGGAUCUCGACAAUAAUCAAAUCACUGACAUUGAAGUUGGAUCAUUUGACGGCCUUGAAAACUUACGACUGCUCUUCCUGUACAGGAAUGCUUUAGAAAAACUCGCAUCAGGCUUAUUCAAGGGCAUGACAAAUCUCCUACAGAUCUACUUGUCCUCGAACAACAUCACCACAGUAGAAGAUGGAGCAUUCGAGGGCCUUGAAAAUCUACAGUUGAUCCAGCUUCAUGAAAAUAAGAUUGAAGAGAUCGGUGAUGGUGCCUUUAAGGGACUUCCAACUCUUAUUGACUUGGACCUCCACCUUAACAACCUCACAACCGUCCCAGGAAAGGCCAUCACGUCUCUUGAAAACCUCAGGCGUGUGCAGCUUUUUGACAACAAAAUCAAGAUCGUCAAGGAAGACGAUUUCAAGGGUUUGGAAAGCCUUCAGCUGAUCUAUCUUCAGAACAAUGACAUCCAGGUGAUUGAAAAUGGUGCCUUUGCAGAUCUUCCUGACUUACAAUGGCUGGACCUUUCAAAUAAUAAGAUAGUGAUCAUUCCUGCAGGUGUGUUCAAAGGACUUGAUGCACUACAACGUCUAGACUUGAGCAACAAUGCCCUGGUGACCUUACCUGCAUCCCUCAGGACUGAGCUUCCUUCCCUGAGGUUUGUAAUCGGAGCAGGAAACCCCUGGCACUGUGACUGCAACAUGAUUCCUCUCCGAGGGUGGUUCGGGUACUCCCCUGACCAACCACCCCCCCAAGGAGCAGGGCCUGCCCAGGGGGAUCCCCCCUUCCGGCCGUACUACGAGCCCGACCCCCUCCUUCUACAAGAGUUCCUCCAGCGCGCAGGUGAAGGUCCCUUCCAGCCUGCUGGCCACUACGGAGGUAGAAGACGACGUCAAGCGCCGGGUGGCUUUGCCUCGUGUGCGACUCCGAUAGCGUACGCCAACCAAGAUGCCAACACCAUCCCGCUCUCCAGCCUGAUUUGCGAGGCCAUCCUCUUUGUCGAAAACGGCCUCGCCGUCCUUAUUGGUGAAUCCGCAGAACUGCCCUGCAACAUCUCCAAGGAGACCGGCGUCGGCAAGUUCUGGGCAACGCCCCAAGGAGCUGUCGUCAAGUUCGGUGGCAGCGUGAACAAGACAAAAGUGGCCGCCGACGGCACCCUGACCAUCGAGAAAGUGGCGGAAGAAGACGCGGGCGCGUACGUGUGCGUGGGAGGGGAAGAACCUGUUGUUUACUUCCUGAACUACGUGAAGGAGGUCACCACGCCACCUCCUCCGCCAACGGAGCCACCAAAAGUAGAAGAAGAAGAGGAACCCCCAAAAUUGGAGCCACCAGAAGAGGUCGAACCCCCGCCAUUCCCACCUCGGGGAGUGGAUGAACCACCUGAGACGUUCCCGGAUGGCGGACUACUGCCGGCACCACCGAUUGGGUUCCCUGACUUCCCAGACCCCGGCCCUCCACGACAACCACCACCAGGCAUAAGACCCUUUGGCGGCCCAUGAAAGUAACCAAGUAGAGGUGACGUAGCAAAGACACUAUGACAACAGACCUGACAAACUGUGAGUAACCAUCAACCACAAAAAUGAACACAGGAUAAGGGAAGUGAUGAAUCAAAGCAAGUAGCCUGGUUACCAGACCUAUUUUAGUCCAAUUUAGACCUAAAAUAGGUUUGGUAACCAGGCUACUUGAGAUAUUGAUAUACAAGUAUGCCUCAAACAGCUCUAAAAGUGCAGGACAUGUAUUUAUGCAGGGCAUUAUCUAGUGCUGUGGGACUUCAUAAGGGAGUUGCAAUUAGCAAGAGACAAUAUCAUUAUAAGCCUUCGAAAAAUAUAUAAAAUUUGCUUUUCUCUACGCUUUCUACAGGCUACGGCUUCAAGAUUACUGGUCCGUUCAAAUAACCCACUGUAUAAAACAACAGCCAUAUAUAUGAACAAGGCAGUAACCAUAAAGUAGUAGCUAGGAAGGAAAAAACACCAAUAUUUAGACAUUGCCUUGGCUUGUGGUGUCUCUUUCCACCUCCCCAGACAUCUUAAUUAAUGAUCUCCCCCAUGAAAACAAACAGGCUGAUAACAACAGCAGGGAAACUGCUGAGUUUACACAACAGGGGGCAACCAGUAAUUAUACCUGGGGAGGGAGGACAAUCAGGGACUAACCAUUUUAUAAGGAGUAGGGAUGCCAAGGACAUUUAACCUUGAUCAAAUUUUAAAAAAUCUCAAGAUACCAAUUGCACUGUUUUUCCUUUGGAUAUGCUUUGUAAACAAAAUGUUAUAAGAUCAUGCAUAGGACAAAGUAUUUUGAUAGUGUAUAAAUAGCUGUGCCAGUUAUCAUCAAAUUGCUUGUCUGCAAUUAGAUUGUUGGCUGUUAUAUUAAAUAUAACAGAUUUAAAGAUAGUGACACUGCUUUGCAAGCCAACUAAUGUAACUGGACUUGUAUUAUAAUGUAAUACAGUAUAUUCCCAUUGGUCUGCAAUGGAUAGCCAAUGCAAUUAUGUUACGGAAGCUUUAAAGAUGUAUUCAUUAUGUUAUACUUUAAGUAUUAUACAUUGUACAAUAGCUUUAUGCAUGCAUCUGUAUCUGAUAUGUAAUGAUAAAUUUACUCAAAGGACUAAAAUGGUAUCGAAGAGAUGUUCCCAUGCACAUGUAUCAUUAACAGUGGUAGAAAUACUUUUUCCAGCAUUCUGCAAUAUUGCGGAAUGUCAAAAUUUUAUUCUGCAAUUCAGAUAUACUUUCUGCAAAGACACAAAGUCUGGAUCUAAACGCAUGGCAUAUACUAUGAUAUAGAAAAUUGCAUGUUGGCAAACAUUUUACAUGCAAA